UUUGUGUUAGAGCGCGGCAUGCAGGGAGACGGGUCGCGUGACGUCACGACGCACCUCGGGACCUCAGUGCAGCCCGAGGGAGGAAGGAGAAGAGAGCGUCUGAAAGGAAUAACCAUGCAGGACAGCAUCAGACUUGCUUCAGCUGGUGAUGAUAUUAAAAUAUGGGAUUCUUCAUCCAUGACACUGGUAGAGCAAUUCAAUCCCCACAGCACAUCACAUCCCGUAUCUUCGUUGUGUUGGAGCAGUAACGAUCACUUCCUGGUCAGUGCUUCUGGCAGUGGUGAUAAAAUAGUCUUUUCAAGCUGUAAGACUAAACCGGUUCCACUCUUGGAGCUGGCAGAGGGGAAGAAGCAAACUUGUGUAAAUCUGAACUCGGGCUCCCAAUAUGUAGUCAGUGGAGGGCUCGAUAAAACGGUUAAUAUCUGGGAUUUCAAAUCAAAACGACUUCAUCGAACACUAAAGGAUCACAAAGAGGAAGUAACUUGUGUUACAUUUAAUGGUAAUGACAGCUAUAUUGCCUCCGGUUCUACGAGUGGAGAAAUCGUACUGCAUAAUGUAACUACCAAUUUAUCCAGCACACCUUUUGGCCAUGGAAGCAGCCAGCCCAUUCGACAUUUGAAAUAUUCCUAUAUGAAGACGUUUUUGCUUGGUGCUGUAUCCGACACUGGUUGUGUGACCUUGUGGGAUGCCCACAGCCAGAAUCCAUACCAUAUGUUUGAGGGUGCUCACAAGGCUCCAGCAUCUGGUAUAUGUUUCUCACCAGUGAAUGAUCUGCUUUUUGUGACCGUUGGACUAGACAAACGAAUUAUCUGUUAUGAUGUUUCCAGCAAAAUUCGUCUUCAAACUGUGGUAGUGGAAUUACCUUUGACUGCUGUAGACUUUAUGGCAGAUGGAACUACACUGGCAGUUGGCUCUUCUCGUGGGAAAAUUUACCUUUACGACUUAAGAAUGUUAACCUCUCCAAUUAAAACAGUUGGUGCUCAUAAGACAUCUGUGCAAUGCAUUCAGUUUCAACACGGCAGCAGCCACAUGUCUAGAAAGUCAAGUAAAACAUCGGUGUCAUCUGGUGUCAACAAGAAAGCAACUGGUGGAACACUUUCAUUUAAAGAUGUACCUGCCCAGACACAGCCAACCACAGUGGUGGAAAAUAAGGUCCAGGAGAUUGAUGACAAAUCUGGUAUGCCACGUAGCACAAGUCUUGAUGUAAUACCAUCAAAAGAAACAGAUUUUUCUAAAACUCCAGAUUUGAAAUCUGUAGAUACGUUUGGGCGAAGUAGUUUAGGAGAUAUAUUCUCUCCUGUUCGUGAAGAUGCAUUAUACUUUAAAGGGAUGGAUGAACUCACUUCUAAAGGAAAUGAUCUUGAUUUCUUGGCUCAGUUAAAUUCCAUGCCUGCCACAAGGCGACAUCCUGUUGGUGCCAGUUCACAAGGAAUGCAUUCCUCUCCAUUGCACUUAAUUAUUGGAAGCCCAAUUAAAGAAGAAGAUGAGCCACAAAAUGUAGAGCUUAACGCAAGAAGACCGUAUGUUAAAAAGCCAGAUUUAAGAGAGAAUUUUAAACGGCCUGCAAAACCAUCAAAUGCUGAGCAUAUUAAUUUGACUACAUCACCUGUGCCUGUAUCACGGACUCCCGAAGCAAUUGAAAGAAAAGGAAAUCUUAUGCAACCCCAAUUUAAACAAGAUGUUCCAGCUUAUAUUACAAAUGCAGCAAGCCCAAAGUUAUCUACAUCAAUCAGUUCAGACAUCGCUUCCUCAUUGUCAGAAAAAAUUACCGAUUCAUUGGCUAGUGAGAAAAGUGGAGCCCCCUUAACAUCUGUUCAAAUUAAUUUCAUAAGAAACAUGAUAGAGGAAACGCUUGAUGACUUCCGGGAAGACUGUCAUAGAGAUAUUGUCAAUUUACAAGUGGAGAUGAUUAAGCAAUUUCAUUUGCAGUCGACUGAAAUACAAAUGCUUCUUGAACGAUACUCUAUAAACGAAAACUUAGUUGCAGAGAUAGAAAAGCUACGUGAAGAGAAUAAAAGGUUGCGUUCUAACUUUUAAAACCAAACCAAAUCAAAAGCCUUUUAUGGAAAUGACAAGACAAGAAUGAAGUUUUCUCUCAUCUGUGCUAAGUGUUGAUAAAACUUCAAGCAGAAUUCAUUUGCGGUGGCAAAACAGUGUUCACUGGCAACAAGUGUUUACAAAGCUGGGAGGAGUGGUGUUAAUGGCACUUUAAAGAAAAAAGAGGCAAAUAUUGAAACGUAUUAUCACUGUGUAUAAUAUAUAAACUCUUGGGAAUGGGUAUCCAUAUGUUAAAGGGCAAUUACCACCCAAAAAUUAUAACUUUGUUCUCGGCAAAGGGACUUUUUGGUAAAUGCUAUAUGUGAUGAGGCCUACUUGUGUUUUUAUGCUGACACUCCCUGAACCAUGCUCACACCUCACACAUUCUGCAAAGAAAUAAGUCUACAAGAGUGUCUAGAUUUAUGAAUCAGAAAACCCACUAGCAUCUGCCAGAUAUUAAAAACUGAUAUUGGGGGGACUGAUUGUCUUAUAUGGAAGGUGUGUAGAGUUUUGGCCCUGAGGUCUUGCUGUCAGAUUUUGCAAGAGUAGUUUUACAUUUAUGGAUCAAAUAACCCACUAACAAUCUACCAAAACUGAAAUUUUGUUUAACCUUAGCCAAAUCUCCAGAUCAUGUGGAACACUAUAGUUGCACUAUGGCCACUUAAAGCUAAACUCCAGGUUAAGCAAAGAUUGAUGAAUACAAGAUGGUCUUGUAUCCGCCCUCCUCCUAAAGUUUUCUUCAGGCAACCUAAACUAGGUAGACCUGCUUGGACCCCUCCUAGAGCUUUGCACAGGUUCUGUGCAACACAGUGAUGUUAUCUCUCUAAUUUUUGACGCUUUUUAUUUGAAUAAAAAUGUGUAUGGCUAAAGUUUAGCUUUAAAUUGGUACAUUCAGUCAGUCUAGGUUCACACUAGAACGCGGUUUUGAAAACCCACGUUCCGUGCGUGUUUACCACGUUGAGACCUGCAGUGAAUGUCAAUGUAAGUUAAAGACACCUUAAACGCAGGUCGCAAACGCAGUGCGUUUGCAUGCACCUGUAUCACAUGGUAAAAAAAAGUGCAUGCACUACUUUUGGUGUGAUUUGAGCCCAUCCAGAAUGAAUGGGCUUAAAUUGCAGUGCACUGUUCACAUGUGAUCGCACAGGAAUGGGCAGCACGUUCCUUUGCAGUUCAUAGUGUGAACAGGGGCUUAUUGUAUAGAAUGCCUAUGUGAUAAGAAAUGUGUUCUAUGUUCUGAACUGAUCAGCAAGGUAAUUCUGUGUGAUAAUCUGUUUGCACAUGGAAACCUUCCACUAAACUUGUACUUUUUUUCUGCAA
Molecule: messenger RNA, 3354 nt
Organism: Rana temporaria (common frog)
Lineage: Eukaryota; Metazoa; Chordata; Amphibia; Anura; Ranidae
Gene: NEDD1
Product: NEDD1 gamma-tubulin ring complex targeting factor
Exons: 15
Coding region: 19-2037 (672 amino acids)
Biological process (GO): microtubule nucleation; mitotic cell cycle
Cellular component (GO): spindle pole; ciliary basal body; pericentriolar material
Molecular function (GO): gamma-tubulin binding
Source: RefSeq, a predicted model, not a curated record